AGUUGUUCUCCCCUCCUGCCAGUGGGCCAUGGAGUUGGUGGCACAGUAACGUCUGAGGUGUGAGGAUUGCGGGGCCGGCGGCCAUGGAGGCCGUGCUAAACGAGCUGGUGUCUGUGGACGACCUGCUGAAGUUUGAAAAGAAAUUUCAGUCUGAGAAGGCAGCAGGCUCGGUGUCCAAGAGCACGCAAUUUGAGUAUGCCUGGUGCUUGGUGCGAAGCAAGUACAACGAUGACAUCCGUAAAGGCAUUGCACUGCUGGAGGAGCUAUUGCUCAAAGGGAGCAAAGAGGAGCAGCGGGAUUAUGUCUUCUACCUGGCUGUGGGGAACUACCGGCUCAAGGAAUAUGAAAAGGCUUUAAAGUAUGUGCGAGGGCUGCUGCAGACAGAACCCCAGAACAACCAGGCCAAAGAACUGGAACGGCUCAUUGACAAGGCCAUGAAGAAAGAUGGACUGGUGGGCAUGGCCAUUGUUGGAGGCAUGGCCUUGGGUGUGGCGGGACUGGCUGGACUCAUCGGACUUGCUGUAUCCAAGUCCAAAUCCUGAAUGAGACUGCACCUCUGCCUCUGCCCAGGGAUACAUGGGCGCCCGUGGAGAACACUCAGAGAGGGCCCAUCCAUUCUCGCUGCGUCCCUUUCUUCUGCACCCUGUUACUGUCCUCUGUGGCCUCAACCUCCUCUCCCCAAGAUCUGUCCUCUAGCCCCAGAUCGUGUGCUUUAGGAUGAGUGUAAAUAAAAUUGGGCUUUGACUUGCGAA
Messenger RNA from Myotis davidii, 752 nucleotides. RefSeq names its product fission, mitochondrial 1 (gene FIS1). The coding region runs from base 84 to 542 and encodes 152 amino acids. The record is from RefSeq and is a predicted model, not a curated record. NCBI's taxonomy places the organism in Eukaryota, Metazoa, Chordata, Mammalia, Chiroptera, Vespertilionidae. Gene Ontology annotation, cellular component: mitochondrial outer membrane; peroxisomal membrane. Gene Ontology annotation, molecular function: protein binding. Gene Ontology annotation, biological process: peroxisome fission; mitochondrial fission; autophagy of mitochondrion. The transcript has 5 exons.